AUGGCUUCCUCAGUUGCUUCCAAUGGAUCACCAAUUCUUCGUCGUACAAUGGAUCGUAGCAGCCAUGAGAACUCUGGACUUGGUGACGAUACCGUUGAUAAGAUUACUACACGAAUGGCCGCCACAGCCCUUUCCACUAACAAGUUGGGCAACCAGGCCGCUCCUAAGAAGAUGAAGUUGAGCCACGAGACUUUUGUCGCCCCUGCUGCUGCACCUCCAUUCCCAUGCUCUUCUUUCGAUACCAUGCCAAACCCUGUCGAUAAGCUAUUGGCCAAGCUUUCCGAGCAACAAGCAGUUCUCAAUCGACAACAUGAAGCUCUGAGAAAUUCGGAUGACUAUGGCCCGGGAACUUCACGCACCGUUGACUACAAUUCUGCUCCUACGUCAGUCCCAAUUACACCUGCCACCGAGACUUUUGACUCGGGCACGGCUACAACUGCUCCCACUACUCGUCCUCAAAGUCGUGGCGAUGGUGACAAUCAACCCAGCGCUGAAGAGGUCCUCCGUCUAAAGUUUGAGCUUGAGGCUGCAAAGGGAAGAAUUGCACGAAUGGAUCAGGAGCUUGCACAGAACCGCAUUACAAAGCACACUAUCGAUCAAGCUAUCGGUAGUAUUUCCGAAGCUGACUUUCCCCUUGGAAAUGUCUUGGACAACGCUGCCGAUAUCCCUCAAAGCCACUUCCGUCCCCAAGUGGUGCGUGAGAGCUCCUGGGCUACUCAGGAAGACGCACACUCCGAUCAUAGUGAUGCUCUUUCUGCGAGUGGUUAUAAUCGUACUCGAGCUAUUUGGGGUAACAACAAGCCAAAUUUCCAAAAUGCUCCGCCAAUGCCUUCUUUUCAACCUUCUGAUCCACACACUACUGGACAGUGGAUGGGCCGUGGUGGCUGCAAUCAGCCCUUUGCUGAGUCGAACAUGUCGUUUGGCGGACCACCUCCAAAUUCCUUUCGUGGCGAGAGAUACGAGCAUGAUAUGUCGAUGCCAGGUGGUGGAGUCCGUCGCACUAACGGCAGCAGAUUCCAUAAUCGUAAUCUCGGUUCUGUUCCUUACUCCAGCAGCUCAAGCUCUUUCGACGGUUUUACACCGUCUUCAAGCUCGUAUGGAUCCAUGGGUGGAAUUCCAACUCCGCUAGGAAGCCAAAUGAACAUGGGUGUGAAUAUGGGGAGUGGCAUGUACUCAGGCUAUCAACCUCAGCCAAUCGGCACACCUCUGUCGCCACAUGCACCAGAGUUUACUUCAGCCAGCGGAACAUGGAAGACUGAAUCGGUCGCUAACGAAGGUCAUCAAACUUAUCUACCAACCACCGAGCCCCUGAAUUACCGUCGUCUUUUAGACCGCACUGUGAACUGCAACUGGAAGUAUAUUGUGGACAAGAUUGUCUGCAACAACGAUCAACAGGCUUCAAUCUUCUUGCAACAAAAGCUUAAGGUCGGUACAACCGAGCAGAAAUACGAUAUUGUUGAGGCUAUUGUUGCGCAGGCUUAUCCUCUAAUGGUCAACCGCUUUGGUAACUUCUUGGUUCAACGAUGCUUUGAGCACGGUACUCCAGAACAAGUCAUCAAGAUUGCGGAGGCUAUCCGUGGCAACACUCUGAAUCUGUCCAUGGAUGCUUUCGGCUGCCAUGUCGUCCAAAAGGCCUUUGAUUCCGUUCCUGAGGAUUACAAGGCCAUCAUGGUUCAUGAACUUCUUCGCAGAAUCCCAGAGACCGUUAUUCAUCGAUAUGCUUGUCAUGUUUGGCAGAAGUUGUUCGAACUCCGUUGGACCGAGUCGCCUCCUCAGAUCAUGAAGUACGUCAAUGAAGCCCUUCGUGGUAUGUGGCACGAGGUUGCUCUUGGUGAGACAGGUAGUUUGGUUGUUCAAAACAUUUUCGAGAACUGCCUCGAGGAAGACAAGCGUCCCUGCAUUGAGGAAGUCCUUGCUAGCAUUGACAUCGUCGCCCAUGGACAAUUCGGCAAUUGGUGUAUUCAACAUAUCUGCGAGCAUGGAGCACCGGCUGAUCGUAGCCGAGCCAUUGAUCAUGUUAUCCGCUAUGCCUCUGAAUAUAGCAUGGACCAAUUCGCAUCUAAGGUUGUUGAGAAGUGUCUGAAGAUUGGCGGAGUCGAUUUUCUUGGCCGUUACCUUGACCGUGUAUGCGAAGGCCGCCUUGAUCGUCCCCGCAUCCCUUUGAUUGAUAUCGCCAGUGACCAGUAUGGUAAUUACCUGAUCCAGUAUAUAUUACAACACUCCAACCCUCAACAUCGGGAAAUUGUUGCUUCUCACAUCCGCAAGCACAUGGUCUCCCUUCGUGGUUCCAAGUUUGGCUCUCGAGUUGGCAUGCUCUGCACUAACCCUGCCCUUCAAACUCGUCCAGGUCCAGGUUCUGGUCCUGCUAUCAGCAGCGCUCCACCACCACGCAUGCCACCAUCAAAUGUUCGAUAUGGUGGUACUUACCGCUAA
Messenger RNA from Sclerotinia sclerotiorum 1980 UF-70, 2433 nucleotides. RefSeq lists its product as hypothetical. The coding region runs from base 1 to 2433 and encodes 810 amino acids. Gene Ontology annotation, cellular component: cytoplasm. The transcript has 5 exons. Lineage: Eukaryota; Fungi; Ascomycota; Leotiomycetes; Helotiales; Sclerotiniaceae. Gene Ontology annotation, molecular function: mRNA 3'-UTR binding. The record is from RefSeq and is a predicted model, not a curated record. Gene Ontology annotation, biological process: post-transcriptional regulation of gene expression.